Paramecium pentaurelia is the source of this 4009-nucleotide messenger RNA. Lineage: Eukaryota; Ciliophora; Oligohymenophorea; Peniculida; Parameciidae. The record is from the annotation of a GenBank genome assembly.
UGAUGUAAUAAAAGGAAUUUGAAGAGACCAUUGAAGAAGUAAAAACUAUAAAGGCUAUCACACCAAAGGUAGAGUGAAUGUGUUAAUUUUAUAAUAGGAAAUUAAAAAGAUUGUAAGACCUUAAUUUGAAGCUAAUCCAGAGUUGUUCUAUCCAACCAAGGUUUUUGAUAAAUUUGGGUUUAGUAGAUGCAAAUGUCCAAAAUGUGGUGCAUAUUUUUGGAGACAUACAGAUAAAAAGACUACAUGUGGAGAUUCAAAGUAAUAGAAGAAUUCAAUAAAUUUUUAGUUGUGAAGGAAAAUAUUCUUUUAUUGGUGUAGGUACUGGUAAAGGGGCAAAAGGAAAUAAAAUAACAUAUGCUGAUGCUUGGAAUGGAUUCAAGAAAUCUUUAACAAGUGCAAGAGUACCAUGCACAGCAAUUGAUAGAUAUCCAGUUGUGGCAAGAUGGAGAAAUGAUGUUGAUUAUGUAGCAGCAGGAAUCUAUUGUUUCUAACCAUUUUGUGUAACAGGUGAAAUGGAUCCACCAGCAAAUCCAUUGAUUUGUCCAUAAUUUUGUGUUAGAUUUAAUGAUCUAGACAAUAUUGGUUUAACAGGUAGACAUUAUUCAGGAUUUAUAAUGCUUGGUAUAUAGACAUUCAAUUAUCCUGAUAAAUAUGUAUUCUUUAAAGAAGAAUGCGUUGAAUUUAAUUAUAGAUGGUUGACUGAAGAAUUAGAAAUUAAUCCAGAUGAUAUUACAUUUAUUGAAGAUGUUUGGGCAGGUGGUGGAAAUCUAGGUCCAUCAGUAGAAUAUUUUGUAAAUGGAUUAGAAGUAGGAAAUAUGGUAUUUAUGUAAUAUAAAUAUUUCCAUGAUGGAUCAUAUGAAGAAUUACCUAUUAAAAUUAUAGAUACUGGAAUUGGAUUAGAACGUAUACCUUGGUUAGUAAAUGGUUCACCAACAAGUUAUUUUGAUGUAUUUGCUGGAGCAUUUGCAUUCUUGGCAUAAAAAUUAUAAGUUGAAUAUUCAAAUGAUGUUUGGAAAGCAUUUGGACCAUAUAGUUGUUUAUUGAAUGUUGAUGAGGUUGAAAAUGUUGAUAAGACAUGGGAAUUUAUAUCAUCAUAAAUUGGAUAUGAUGUUUAAACUAUAAAGAGGGAAAUUGAAUAAUUAAAAGAUAUGUAUAUCAUUUUAGAUCAUACACGUACUGUUAUGAUGGUAGUAACUGAUGGAUCAUUACCAUCUAAUGUUGGUGGUGGUUCUAAUAUUAGAAAUAUCAUUAGAAGAGUAUUUGCCGUUUUGAAGAAAAAUAAUUGGUGGGAUAAAUUAGGAAUGGAUGGAUUAUUAUAAUUAUUUUAAGAACAUAAAAAUGAUUUGGCUAAACUUUAUGGUCCAUUUGGUGAAUAUAAGAGUUUUGAUUAAAUUAUUAAAUAAGAAUAUGAAAGAUGGGCAAAAACAGAUGAUGAUAAGAAAGUUAAAUUAGAAAAAUUAUUAAAAUAAAAGAAUAAUUAAUUAAGUAUUGAUGAUUGGAUAUUUGCUAUGAGUACACAUGGAAUACCAGCUGAUACUAUUAGUCAAAUUAGUAAAUUACCAAUCCCUGGUAAUUUAUAUGCUGAAUUGGCAGAUAGAGCAGCUAGAAUUACUAAAGCACCUGAAGCUAUUCUUUAUAACACAGUACAUAUACCAGAAACUACUAAUUUAUAUUAUCAAACACCUAAAGAUGGUAAAUUCUAAGCUAAAAUUGUUACUAUAUUUAGUAAUGUUUAAUAAUAGAAUCUUCCUAAUAUAGUGAUUUUGAAUUAAUCUGCCUUUUAUCCAUUUGGUGGUGGAUAAGAAAAUGAUUAAGGUUGGUUAACUAUUUAAGGAGAAAGAUAUUUUGUUAAUAAUGUUUAGAAAGUAGGAAAGGCUGUGUUACAUAUUUUAGAAAAACCAUUACCAAAUUAAGUUGAUACUUAUGUUGGUUUAGAUGUUUAAGCUGAAAUAGAUUUAGAUAGAAGAUCUAUAUUGAGAAAUCAUCAUACAGCUACUCAUAUUGUAUUCGCAGCAUGUAGAAGAGUACUUGGACCUCAUGUUUGGUAGAAUGGUGCUCAUAAGAGUGUACAUAAUGCACAUCUUGAUAUUACUCAUUUUGCACCUUUAACAAAGGAGUAAGAAUAAGCAAUAGAGANUGAAUAAUUAAAAGAUAUGUAUAUCAUUUUAGAUCAUACACGUACUGUUAUGAUGGUAGUAACUGAUGGAUCAUUACCAUCUAAUGUUGGUGGUGGUUCUAAUAUUAGAAAUAUCAUUAGAAGAGUAUUUGCUGUUUUAAAGAAGAAUAAUUGGUGGGAUAAAUUAGGAAUGGAUGGAUUAUUAUAAUUAUUUUAAGAACAUAAAAAUGAUUUGGCUAAACUUUAUGGUCCAUUUGGUGAAUAUAAGAGUUUUGAUUAAAUUAUUAAAUAAGAAUAUGAAAGAUGGGCAAAAACAGAUGAUGAUAAGAAAGUUAAAUUAGAAAAAUUAUUAAAAUAAAAGAAUAAUUAAUUAAGUAUUGAUGAUUGGAUAUUUGCUAUGAGUACACAUGGAAUACCAGCUGAUACUAUUAGUCAAAUUAGUAAAUUACCAAUCCCUGGUAAUUUAUAUGCUGAAUUGGCAGAUAGAGCAGCUAGAAUUACUAAAGCACCUGAAGCUAUUCUUUAUAACACAGUUCAUAUACCAGAAACUACUAAUUUAUAUUAUCAAACACCUAAAGAUGGUAAAUUCUAAGCUAAAAUUGUUACUAUAUUUAGUAAUGUUUAAUAAUAGAAUCUUCCUAAUAUAGUGAUUUUGAAUUAAUCUGCCUUUUAUCCAUUUGGUGGUGGAUAAGAAAAUGAUUAAGGUUGGUUAACUAUUUAAGGAGAAAGAUAUUUUGUUAAUAAUGUUUAGAAAGUAGGAAAGGCUGUGUUACAUAUUUUAGAAAAACCAUUACCAAAUUAAGUUGAUACUUAUGUUGGUUUAGAUGUUUAAGCUGAAAUAGAUUUAGAUAGAAGAUCUAUAUUGAGAAAUCAUCAUACAGCUACUCAUAUUGUAUUCGCAGCAUGUAGAAGAGUACUUGGACCUCAUGUUUGGUAGAAUGGUGCUCAUAAGAGUGUACAUAAUGCACAUCUUGAUAUUACUCAUUUUGCACCUUUAACAAAGGAGUAAGAAUAAGCAAUAGAGAAUGAAGUCAAUAAAAUAAUAUUAUCUGCAAAGUAAAUCAAUAAAGGAUUUAUGAAUAAAGCAGAUGCAGAAAAAGAAUAUGGAUUUAGAUUAUAUUAAGGUGGUAUUGUACCAGGAAAUGAAUUAAGAGUUGUUAAUAUAGAUGGAAUAGAUGUUGAAGCUUGUUGUGGUACCCAUUGUGAUAGCACAUCAGAAGUAGGAUGGGUUAGAAUUCUUAAAACUUAAAAAUUAUAAGAUGGUGUUGUUAGACUUUAUUAUGUUGCUGGAGUUAAGACUAUUGAAGUUUUAAAUUCAGAGGGAGAGAUGAUUAAUUCAUUAGUUAAAUUAUGGUCAAUUUCUAAGAAUUAAUUGGUUGAAGAAGGUAGCAAGAUAUUCUAAGAAAAGAAACAUUAUGAAUCUGCUUAUAAUGUAUUAUAUCAUUAUUAUUAUUAUAUUAGUAACUUAAGGCUGAAUUGAUCAAAUCACAAAUGAAAUAUGUUAUUGAUGGUCCGAAUUAAAGAACACUUAUUCAAUCAAAUGAAUAAAAUCCAACUGCUUAUUUCAGUGAAAUUGGAAAGUAUAUCCAAUAACUCAAAGAUUCCAAGAAAGGUUUAUUGUUUGUUGCUGACACUUUCAUUUAUGGAGCCUUUGGUGAAAAUAAUUUCAAUGUAGAAGAGUUGAGUAAAUAAAUAGAGGAAGAAGGAUAAUAAUUGAAAAUGAAUAAGUAGAAUAAGAUUAGUGUUAAAGAUGGAAAGGUAUAAUAAUAAUAAUUAUAAAUUAAUAGAAAACUAUCUAAGUUAAUGAUGUGUUAACAUUCUCUAUCUUAGGUAAAUUCAAUAAGAAUAAAGCAACAAAGUAUCUUAAAGAGCAAGGUUUUGCUUAAUUUUGAG